UUCCCCGAAUUAAGCUUCGCUGGGACGACUUCGUAUUUUGCUGUCGCUACCGUUGUCUGCUUCAUUAGGAUCGGUCGAAGGACUUGUAGUUGCAGCGCUCGGGCUGCUGGCAGCGGUUGCUGGGUCGAUUUCAUGCUCAACUUCGUCUGAAUCGCUCAUGUGUCGUCCGAAUUGUUUGAACGAACAGUAGAGCAAUCGCUUUGUUUUGUUUGUGCGUAGUGAAUUUUGGAUGUGGGAGUAUGAAGCAGAUAGGGAGUUUACAGGGGGGCACAUAGCGCUUGUUGUAGUUGGUAAGCCUGAAACUUCAGAGAAUCGAUUGUUCUUUUGCCCCAGAGGAAAACACCAACCAAUAGCUUUCAAUAUCGACGCAAAAGUAGAGUUCUCGACAAAGAGGAACGAUUGGUAUAGGACUGGACAACCAGCAAAGAUAACGAUUAGUAAAGGACUCAAAAACUUGAAACCUUCUUCGGAUUGGACUUCUUGUUCAGUGUCACUGUUAGGUGGACUGGACGGUGAUUAUGUGGUCUCAGGGACGGAUUGAGUGGUGAAGCGACUAGGACGAAAUUGACGAAAAUUCGUGGGUAUCUCCUGAAUAAACAAUGCGUAGAAGUCAACAAUAUAUUUUUAUUUUUUUUGGCGCUGAUAAUUAGGUGAGCAACUUUGGCCAAGAAAUUGCCAUUCGUAUUCAGGACAAGCUGGAAUGGAUGAGCCUGCAUCAGUUGAUUCCUCCCCUUAAAAUAGAUGCAUGGUGCAUACAUUGCUUUUUUCUUUUCCUUUUUUUUGUUUGGCAGACAUGGCACAUGCAUGUGAAAGCAAUGGUCAUCGAGCAUAAACAACUAUUAUGAUCUGCCGGCUUAUUUGAGAACCAUGUUAAUUGGUGGCUUCGGCAGUUACCUAUUUGGGAUGAGUGAUAAAAUAGCUAGACAAGCAACAGAGGCUAAAGAUGCUAAUAAUAUAAAGGAUCCACACCUUGGCUGGAUGAUAGGGUUCUUAUUCCUUGUCAGUUUCAUUGGGCUAUUGGCACUUGUGCCCCUAAGAAAAAUUAUGAUUGUCGACUACAAGCUGACCUAUCCAAGCGGCACAGCCACUGCAUAUCUCAUCAAUGGUUUUCACACACCUGAGGGUGCCAAGCUUGCAAAGAAGCAAGUAAAGACACUGGGCAAGUACUUCGUGUUUAGCUUUUUCUGGGGCUUUUUUCAGUGGUUCUACACUGCAGGGGAUGACUGUGGAUUCAAAAAUUUCCCAACAUUGGGUCUUGAAGCUUAUAAACACAGGUUCUUCUUUGACUUCUCUCCUACAUAUGUUGGAGUUGGCAUGAUCUGCCCAUACAUUGUGAAUGUGUCUGUUCUGCUGGGCGGUAUCCUCUCAUGGGGUGUAAUGUGGCCUCUCAUUGCCAAGAAGAAGGGGAGUUGGUACCCAGCUGACAUCGGAGACUCAAGUCUACAUGGACUGCAGGCUUACAGGGUUUUUAUUUCCAUUGCUUUGAUUCUUGGGGAUGGUUUAUACAACUUCAUUAAGGUGCUGAUCCGCACAAUCGCGGGCUUCAUAACAAUGGUUCAGCAAAAUUCAAAAAGCAUGCUUCCCGUUUCAGACAUUGGCAGCUCCAUGUCCACUGCUGAAGCUGCAUCCUUUGACGAAGAACGUCGCACUGAGCUUUUCCUGAAAGAUCAAAUUCCCAAGUCAGUUGCAUAUGGAGGCUAUGUCGCAGUGGCGGCUAUAUCGAUCGGCACUCUUCCUCAGAUCUUCCCGCAGCUCAAGUGGUACUACAUUUUGGUUGCCUAUGUGGUGGCGCCUGUGCUGGCCUUCUGCAACGCCUACGGAAGUGGACUCACCGACUGGUCUCUCGCCUCCACCUACGGCAAGCUCGCCAUCUUCGUGUUCGGCGCUUGGGCCGGCCUCGCUCACGGCGGUGUGCUCGUCGGGCUCGCCGCAUGUGGCGUCAUGAUGAGCAUCGUGUCCACGGCCUCCGACCUGAUGCAGGAUUUCAAGACCGGGUACCUGACGCUCGCGUCGCCGAGGUCUAUGUUCAUCAGCCAGGUGAUCGGAACGGGGAUGGGUUGCGUCAUCGCGCCCUGUGUCUUCUGGCUGUUCUACAAGGCGUUCGGCGACAUCGGCGAGAGCGGCACCGAGUACCCAGCGCCCUACGCCAUCGUGUACCGCAACAUGGCCAUCCUCGGCGUGGACGGCUUCGGCUCGCUGCCGAAGAACUGCCUCACCCUCUGCUACAUCUUCUUCGCGGUGGCAAUCGCCAUCAACCUGGUGAGGGACCUGGCCCCGCAAAGGGUGUCGAGGUUCAUCCCGCUGCCGAUGGCGAUGGCUAUCCCCUUCUACAUCGGGUCCUACUUCGCCAUCGACAUGUUCCUGGGCAGCGCGAUCCUCUUUGUGUGGGCGCGGCUGAACAAGGCAAAGGCGGAUGCGUUCGGGCCCGCGGUCGCCUCAGGGCUGAUCUGCGGGGACGGGAUCUGGACCCUGCCGCAGUCCAUUCUGGCUCUUGCUAAGGUGAAUCCCCCAAUUUGCAUGAAGUUUUUGUCGAGAGCAACCAAUGCCAAGGUGGACAGCUUCCUCGGAUUGUCGUGAUUGUAGGGAGAGCAACGGCGAGCAGCACGCCUCGUCCUGUAAUUACCGGCACAAAAUGUAUCCCCCAGGGCACUGCUUUGUAGAAAAGCAAGAAAUGUUUUGAUGUGGAGUGAUCGUAGCUGGUUCCUGCAGUCUCCAAUGUCAAGAGGAAAAGCUUGUGCUCCAGAUCACUAUGCUAUGCCUUUUGAGUUCUGAGCUCAUUCA
This is a messenger RNA of Panicum hallii, 2781 nucleotides long. RefSeq names its product probable metal-nicotianamine transporter YSL14. Gene Ontology annotation, molecular function: oligopeptide transmembrane transporter activity. The coding region runs from base 868 to 2577 and encodes 569 amino acids. Gene Ontology annotation, cellular component: membrane. NCBI's taxonomy places the organism in Eukaryota, Viridiplantae, Streptophyta, Magnoliopsida, Poales, Poaceae. The record is from RefSeq and is a predicted model, not a curated record. The transcript has 6 exons.